Messenger RNA from Epithele typhae, 786 nucleotides. RefSeq names its product Maf/Ham1. Bases 1 to 786 code for a protein of 261 amino acids. The record is from RefSeq and is a predicted model, not a curated record. Gene Ontology annotation, molecular function: nucleoside triphosphate diphosphatase activity. The transcript is spliced from 7 exons. NCBI's taxonomy places the organism in Eukaryota, Fungi, Basidiomycota, Agaricomycetes, Polyporales, Epitheliaceae.
AUGCUCAGUUUCUUCGGAGGUGGGACGGGGGCCGUCGAGCUCCCCGCCCACAACUGCGUCCAGCCCACCGCGCUCCAGACGCCCUCGCUCAAGAAGCUGUACGGCAAGCGCGUCGUGCUCGCCUCCGCCAGCCGCCGCCGCCGCGACAUCCUCAAGACCUUCGGAAUCGAGCCGGAGAUCGUGCCCUCGACGUUCGAGGAGACGCUCUCCUUCGACGAGUUCCCCGACCCGCACGAGUACCCGGUCUCGACCGCGACCCACAAGGCGGUCGAGGUCUACGAGCGCCUCGUCCGGGAGAACCCGGACGACGCACCCGAUCUCGUCAUCUCCGCGGACACGGUCGUGCUCACCCACCCGCUCCCGGGGCUCUCGAGCGUGCCGCGCUUCUCGGACGAGCCCCCGCCGCCGCAGGACCUGCUCGAGAAGCCGGCGGACAAGGCGGACAACCUCCGGAUGCUCCUCGACCUCAACGGCGGCGUCUGCGAGGUCGUCACUGGGGUCACCCUCGUGUGGCCCGUCCUGGAAGCGCCGGGGUACAAGCUCAAGUCGAUCGAGGAGCGCACGCUCGUGUACUUCCAGGAGAACGACGAGGCGCUGCUCAAGGCGUACGUCGAGAACGGCGAGGGCGCCGACCGCGCGGGCGGGUUCGCGAUCCAGGGCCUCGGCGGGGUGCUGGUGAGCAAGAUCGAGGGGGACUACCACAACGUCGUCGGCUUCCCCGCCGCGUCCUUCUUCAAGUUCCUCGCCCUGCUCGUCGAGGAGGAGUCCGACUUCCUCGACCUCUGA